Molecule: messenger RNA, 5412 nt
Organism: Thunnus maccoyii (southern bluefin tuna)
Lineage: Eukaryota; Metazoa; Chordata; Actinopteri; Scombriformes; Scombridae
Gene: cep104
Product: centrosomal protein 104
Exons: 22
Coding region: 121-2967 (948 amino acids)
Cellular component (GO): cilium
Source: RefSeq, a predicted model, not a curated record
CCAACGACAAUCUUGCCAUUACGCAUGUGCGCGCUGGGUUGUUGUCAUCGGUGGUUAUGGAGAUGAGAUGGGAAUACGAACUGUCAACAUUACGGUAAUGUUCGUGUGUCUGUUAGAGGGAUGCCCAGAAAGAUAGGAUUCAUUGUGGUCAGCUCUUCAAGUCAUGAGGACAACUUCAGUGCCAAGGAGCUCAUGGUCCAUGCACCCACUGUCAAUGGGUGGAGGUCCAGCAGGCUUUGCUCCUACCCUCAACACAUCACCCUCCAGCUGGUGGAGAGAAGUAGAGUAAGGAAGCUGCAGCUGCUGGCCCACCAGUACCUUAUCCCAGCCAAGGUGGAGUUCCACAUUGGAGACACCCUCCCUGAAUCCAGCACCCCAGGGCUCCCGGGGCAGCUUCGCAGACUCGGGUAUGUGUCUUUGUCGGAAAAUGAGAAGACAGGCUUCAAAGCUCGGGAGCUGAAGUCAGUCCAUGUAGACGCCAUCGGAAUGUACCUGAGAAUAACCUUCCAUGGGAACCACGUCAACCGGCACAAUCACUACAAUCAGGUGGCUUUGGUUGCCAUUAAUGUUCUGGGAGAUUCUUUGGAUGGCAAUGCAUUUAACACAAUUCCAAGCAGAGAACAGCUGAUCGAACACUACCUCAACAGUACCCAGCUGGAAGCCGCCUUGGACACGACCCUCAUGGGCAAAUGUGAGUCGAUAUCUCCUUUGGAUGACCUGGCCUUCGACAUGUACCAGGACCCUGAAGUGGCCCAUAUCAUCCGACUCCUGGACCAAAAAAAGCAGGACAUGGUUCGCCAGGAGAAAUACGAGCAGGCUAAGAACCUGAAGCAGGCCAUAGCUGACCUGCAAAAGGUGGGGGAGCGUUUGGCUCGAUAUGAUGUGGAGAAGCGAUGUGCCAUCGAAAAGGAAGACUAUGACCUUGCCAAGAAGAAGAAAGAGCAGAUGGAGGAGUACCGGAGGAGCGUCUACCAACAGCUGGAGGUUCACAACCUGCUGGACAUGGCAAUGAUCACGAGGGCAGCAGAUUCAACCUCAGCCCAGGAUCCACCCUCCCUUCUGCCGUCUCCAGGUCACCAUUCAGUCCCCGCCAAGCCCCUGUCUGUGACUACAGACACACUGAGGAAGGGGAAGAAAUCUAACACUCCUCAGAACCAACUGUCAGACACAGAAACUGUUGAGGCCAAACUGAGCCAACCCAACACACCCUGCACCCAGUCUACUGUACCCAAGAUAGACGUUAUCAGUGUGCCUUAUGAUGAGAGGCCACUGCCAGCCCUUCAGAGGAAAGACUGGCCAGUGGAGGCCAUUCAGAGCCCUGAAAUAGGGCACUCCCCCCAACCUGACAUCCAAAAGAGUCCACCUAGCCCUGAGAUGAGCGGAGAGCCAGAGCCCCUGACGGAGAAGGCCCAGAGAGAGGCUGGCCUUCCCAUAGAGAUUUAUGGAGAAAACCUGAUAGCUAGGGCAUAUUCCAAAACCUGGUCCUACAGAGAGGAUGCACUUCUGGCUGUGCACAAGAGGCUUUUGCAGGUAUCAUCCACCACUCCCAAAGAGGAGCUGAGAAACAUGAUAAGAGCUGCAGUUUUCCUGGUCAAGAGGGCCCUCCUGGAUAAAGUGUCAUCCGUCUUCCAGGCCUCCUUGAAGCUGCUGCGGCUCCUGCUGAGCCAGCUGAUCCCAGGUCUGGGUCUGGGCAGGGCUGAGGUGACCUACUGCUUGGAGCAAACUUGGCCCAACCUGCUGGCCAGAACCGGAGACCCAGCCAGCCGCCUCCGGGUUACGGCCACUGCCUUCAUACAGGAAAUUGCUGUUUUGAAGGAUGUGCGCACCCUACAGGUAAUCCCUGGGGAACUAGUGAAGCCCAUCAAAUCCAACUUCCCUUCCCGUCUGGCUCAGAGUCGGGCCGAGCUGCUAGAGAAGCUACUCGCUGAACUUGGUACAGAGAACUCUGGAUUCACUCUGAACAAUGUCAUGACGUUCUGUACAGCGGCGCUGGAGCACAGUGCGUCUGCGGUUCGAGAGCUGGCAGUCCGCAUCAUCUUAUCCAUGUACCAGCAGCACAGAAGUGCUGUUCUCAGCUACCUUCCACCCAACAAUGCUGCCACACGGAAGAACUUCCUCUACAAAACCCUCUUCGAUGGCUUUGCCAAGAUCGAUGGAAAGCUGGUGGACACUCAGACUUUGAAGAAGGGCGGUGGUCAACAGGAUGGGCAAAGGGAGAAGGAGGAGAUCCACGCACUUCAGGAGCAGCUGGCUGCCUUGAAAGAGAUCACAGAAAGAGGCAAUGAAAGCACCAAAGGACAAAUGGCCAAGAAAGAAGUUCCCAAAGUUGAAAAAGAGUCCCAGAAGGCUGGUAAAGCAACUGUCACAAAAUUGCCCCAGAACGAGAUAGCACACUCUGUAGACGUCCAACAAUCUAUCACUUAUCUGGACAACUUGUGUAUAUUCUGCGGUAAAAAGGAUGAGUCAUUCACAGAGGAUGGAUUGGACCUUCACUACUGGAAAAACUGUCCUAUGCUGCGACGCUGUGAUGAAUGUAGACAGGUAGUCGAGAUAGCCAGCCUCACAGAGCACCUACUGGGUGAAUGUGAAAGCAGUUCCAAGUUCAGCCAGUGCCCACGCUGCUCGGAGGCUGUGGCCACUGAAGACCUGUCUCGACAUGUCCAGGGUCCCGCCUGCAACCCCCCCACCUCGGGUAAAGGCUCCAACCACUGUCCUUUGUGUCACAACAACUUCAUGCCUGGAGAGGAGGCCUGGAAGGCUCACCUCAUGGGCAGAGACGGCUGUAAACAAAACUCACGCAGGACUGCGGUGUCCCAGAGAACCCAGCCAGUACAAGGCAGGGCUGUUGGUGGAGCCAAGCUGAAGCAGGCCUGGUCGGUCGGGGCCAGAGCCAGGCCUAUGGGAAGAGGAAGCCGGAUCCCGGCCCUGGCACCCCUGGCCAGAGGACAUACACCAGGGAAGCACUGAAACUGGUUUGAAGCACCCUGGGAACCCCCACCAGCACCCAGAGGAGGAACCCAACAGCAACAAACACCCUUGUAAUAGCCCCGACCCUAAUCCACAUAUUUCCUGCUCCCAUGUUCCUGCAUAGAGGCACUUUUAGAGAAGACAUCCGAUAGGUUUCAGAGGUAUGAAAUAGGAUUUUAAAGGCCAAUACAGACUUUUGAUUGAAGCCACCAAUGUGUUAACAUCUUUUUUUAAGACUGUAAGAGAAAAAGAAGGAUUGUAUGUAUGUAAAAAGUACAAAAAUAUGUGAGAAUUGUGUCACAUAUUCACUCAACAAGACACUUGAUUUAUUGUAUGAACUCAAAUGAAAUUCUAGUCAUACGAAACUCCACACAGAGAAGAGACAUCUAGACUCACUGAGAUUAGAUCUUUUGUCUCUUUUGUCUAUACAUCUAGCCUCUGGCGUCACACAACUACUGGGAAAAUAAACACGAGCACACUGCUGUUUACUGAUAUCUCCUUACAGAUUUACUGAUUUUUCAGCCUUUCACUCUCAUUGUGAGAAAUUUUACAGCGUAAAUGGAGGUAGUCCAUUGAUAUAGUAUUUCACUUCCAUAAAGCUGGGAGACUCACAUGAGAUAGACUUUUUUAAUCCAUAUGGAUUCUACAUUUAUCAUAAUGUAGUCACAUAGUGUGUUUUUUACUCUGUAGUGUACUGUAUUUACCCUCUGCCAUUUUAUUUGAGUGUCUGAAUUCUUAGUGCCCUCAGAGUCCCACAAUGGAACAACAAAAUAAUGUUUGUGACGUAUAUGCUACCCCACAAUCCCACAAUGUGAUAAUUCACAUUUUAUAGAUGUGCAAAAUAUCGUUGCGCAACUCUACAUCUGUCAGUGAUGACUCAAAAUAACGAUAAUUCACAAGUGUCCAAAUUCUCAGUUAACUGCUUACUUAAGAGUAAACUGCUGAGUAUCUGUUAUGAAGAGAGAAGUGAAAAAGUGAACGAGGGGGAGAUUUUGGACACAACCCCUGUCUGUCCGGUAAAUACCCACGACUUAUAAACUCCACACUUCCAGUUUGUAACACAGGCUUUCUAUGUGUGUUCAAGCCCACGCCGAGAUAACCGCGAUGACAUCAUCAUCAGAGGGGUAUUAUCUAAGACUUGACAAAGCUCCUCCAGAGCCAUAGAAGACAUUUUACAGCUGUUUUCACAGGCUGAGUGGCCCCUUUACAGCUGCACAAGGUGUCUAAUGCUGCUAAAAAUAUGAACAUUUAAUGGCAAAAUGGUAAAAAAUCAGCAAUUUUACCUUCAAAAACUUUCUGUAUGUUAGUAAAAACAGCAUUUAGACCACAAACUCUCCAGUAAAACCCAGGAUAUAGAUUAGGGAUUUAGGUUGAGAGCCUCCCAUAGACAACCAGCGUAGCAUCAAUCAGUUCUUCAAUAAAUAUGUAAUCAAUCAAUGCAUCUUAUCAGAAGUGAGUGAUUCAUACAAGCACUUCUUGUAAAGCAGUAAUGAUAGGAGAGAGGGAAUGAGGUUGAGGUUCAGUUAAAGCAGACUUUCUGCUCCCGUGGCAACACUCCAGCUGCAAAUGCUUCAGUCCCAAAGCCAUCGACGACCUGAAUGUAGCUUUACUGUCAGCUUCACCUCUGUUUACAUGUUUCUUUUCAUUUCUUGUCUUAAGUUAUAUAUUAUAGAAAGAAUAAAGUAGCACUUUGCCAAAGGGAAGAUGCUUCACUGCUGAAUUUCCAGUAUAUACAUUAUGGAUUUAAUUUAUUUCCCUGCCGAAUGCCUACUGACAAUCUUUAGCACAGUUUUAUAUGCUCGACUAGUCUAGCAAGAGAGACGACAGAAUUAUUAAAAUGUAGAGAGGAGCGGAGUGGAGAUGAAUGUAAACAGUAGAACUACUUCUGUUGAAUAUCACUGAUUCCAGCAAACAGUUUCAAGCACUUCAGUGGCUUUAAACUGAGAAACGUAGCGUGACAAUAAUUCACAUGAUGCAUUUUUAUCACUAUGUUACUACUUAUGUUGUACUACGCAGUGUUAUGAUGAUGAUUGUUGAUUGUAAUAUAACUGUUAUUCAUCUACAGCCAAGUCAGAAUGCACAUCUGUGAAACUCUCGACUGACAGAAACAUCCUAAAAAUUUAGAUUUUUUACAUAUACUUUUGCAAAUUGUUAUGUUAGUAGUGUGAAUUCUUUAUAAUUAUUGUGUGAUAGCACUAUCUGUUGUAUUAUUAGAGUAAACAACCUCAACAUAGAUGAUGUAUAAAAGAGUAUAUUUGGUUUCUAUCCUCCCAGUUCAUCACGUUGGCUUUAAUAUGUUUCUGUAUUGAGAAUAAUUGCAACAGUGGAUAUUUUGUUGAGCUUUUAUGUGCGUAGCAGUCAGUAUUUUCUGAAUAAUAACUAUUUUUUUCUGCAAAGGUAUCUGUAUUUGUUUAAAUAAAGCUAGAUUAAGCUGAACAUUGCAAA